Molecule: messenger RNA, 1839 nt
Organism: Chanos chanos (milkfish)
Lineage: Eukaryota; Metazoa; Chordata; Actinopteri; Gonorynchiformes; Chanidae
Gene: grhl1
Product: grainyhead-like transcription factor 1
Exons: 15
Coding region: 1-1839 (612 amino acids)
Biological process (GO): regulation of transcription by RNA polymerase II
Cellular component (GO): nucleus
Molecular function (GO): DNA-binding transcription activator activity, RNA polymerase II-specific; RNA polymerase II cis-regulatory region sequence-specific DNA binding
Source: RefSeq, a predicted model, not a curated record
AUGUCGCAGGAGAAUGACAACAAACGGCAAGUUCUGGUGUUGCAGAAUGAUCCGGCAUAUGGCCAGCGUCGUUCCUUCACCAGUGAGGAUGAGGCCUGGAAGUCUUUCUUGGAGAACCCCCUGACUGCAGCCACCAAAGCCAUGAUGAGCAUCAACGGCGAUGAUGACAGUGCGGCUGCCCUGAGUUUACUGUAUGACUACUACAAGGUGCCCAGGGAAAAAAGAACAAUACCGCAGCAAAAGACAGACAUCCUGGGCUCUGAUGUGGACCCCAACAAAAGGAAUUUGAUGGCUCAGCUUCCAGAGACUUCCAUGGCAAACGCAGAGAGCAGGAUUCAGGUUCUUAAAGGUGUCCCUGUGCCCUUAAACAUCGUCUUACCUGGGAACCAGCUUGGUGCCCAGGACAAGAGAGCCCUGUUUCCCAGCCCAGACACCACCGUCACCGUGUCCAUCACAACUGUUCCCAGCUACCCUGUGAAAACUGAAGCACCUUCACACGGUUUCUCUGUGACUGUCCCCAACCCUCACUGCGCGGAGUCUGACAGCCAUGCCAUAGUCUUCGACCGCCAGCUCACCCAGUUCAGCCCCAACACCCAGCCACGAACACCAGACUCCACUUUCCCAGAGACCUUUAAGGAAGGGCCACCAGAGGUGUUCCCAUUCCCAGGGGAUCUCCAGUUACGCAUGCCAUCCAUAGGCCAGGACGAGUACGGCGCUUUUGACACCAUGUCGGGCAAUAAUUUUGAGUACACUCUGGAGGCCUCCAAGUCUCUCAGACAGAAGUCUGGGGAAGGCACGAUGACAUAUCUCAACAAGGGCCAGUUCUAUCCCAUCACCCUUAGGGAGACAGACAAUAACAAAGUCCUGCAUCACCCUAUCUGCAAAGUGAGGAGUGUGGUUAUGGUAGUGUUUGGUGAGGAGAAAUGCCGAGAUGAUCAACUCAAGCACUGGAAAUACUGGCACUCCAGACAACACACAGCCAAGCAGAGAUGCAUUGACAUUGCUGACUAUAAGGAAAGUUUCAACACAAUCAGCAACAUUGAGGAGAUUGCAUACAACGCUAUUUCCUUUACAUGGGACAUCAACGAGGAGGCAAAGAUCUUUAUCUCAGUCAACUGUCUGAGCACAGACUUCUCCUCUCAGAAAGGGGUGAAAGGAUUGCCCCUCAACCUGCAGAUCGACACCUACAGCUACAACAACCGCAGUAACAAGCCCAUUCACCGGGCGUACUGCCAGAUCAAAGUGUUCUGUGACAAAGGCGCCGAGCGCAAGAUUCGGGAUGAGGAGCGCAAGCAGUCCCGCAGGAAGGUUUCAUGUCUUCUCUCAGAUGUUGACGUCAAAGUUCCCCUCCUUCACAAACGCAGCGACAUCACCACCUUUAAAAUGAUGACAGACUUAGAGACACAACCGGUCCUCUUCAUCCCCGACAUCCAUUUCUCCAACUUCCAACGUCAUCCUUUCUCUCCUGAAGAUUCAGAAGAGAGUUCAGCGAUGAAGAGAUUGCCUUACACCAGUGAGGAUGAGUUUGGCUCUCCUCCAAAUAAGAUGGCCAGAGCAGAUGAACCUAAAAAAGUUCUGCUGUAUGUGCGUAAGGAAACAGAGGAGGUUUUUGACGCUCUCCUGUUGAAGACUCCCACACUCAAAGGGCUUGUCGAGGCGAUCUCAGAGAAGUAUGAGGUGCCAGUUGAGAAACUGGGAAAGGUCUACAAGAAAUGCAAGAAAGGGAUCCUGGUAAACAUGGAUGACAACAUCAUCAAACAUUAUUCCAACGAGGACACAUUCCAGAUCCAGAUGGAAGAGAUGGGUGGUGUGUUUAAGCUUACUUUAACAGAGAUCUGA